GUGACAACAGAGGUUGGAAAACUUCUUGGUGAAGAAAAGGUGGAUGCAAUUUUGUGUGUAGCAGGCGGAUGGGCUGGAGGCAGUGCCAAAGCUAAAUCUUUAUACAAAAACUGUGAUCUGAUGUGGAAGCAGAGUGUUUGGACAUCCACUAUUUCCAGCCACCUGGCCACUAAACAUCUGAAAGAAGGCGGCCUCUUGACCUUGACAGGAGCUCAAGCUGCUUUAUCUGGAACUCCAGGGAUGAUUGGCUAUGGCAUGGCCAAAGGAGCAGUGCAUCAGCUUUGUCAGAGUUUAGCUGGUGCCAACAGUGGCUUGCCAUCUGGUUCUGCUGCUGUUGCUGUUUUACCGGUUACCUUAGAUACACCAGCAAACAGGAAAUCAAUGCCUGAUGCAGAUUUCAGCUCCUGGACACCCUUAGAAUUCAUGGCUGAAACCUUUUUUGACUGGAUAACAGGAAAGAAUCGACCAAACUCAGGGAGUCUAAUGCAGGUGGUAACUACAGGAGGGAAGACUGAACUAAUUGCAGCACAUCUUUGAUGUCAGUCACUUAAGAUGAUGGAACUUCAGCAAAGGAGAAGCUAUGGAAAAUCUGUCUGCCAGUAUAAUUUGGGUGGUCUUUGGUAUCCAGUGAUUGUAGUUAUGUCACUAAUGGAACUAGAUUUCAAGUAAUAUUUCUGUGCUGUCAGUUGUGAGCUAUCUGUAUUUGUUUACCAACAAGUAUUAAGUGUUUGUCUCUAAAUGAAAAGUUGCAGGCUUUAAAGUCUGUGCAUGUCCUAAUUCUGAGCAUUAUAUGUCAACUUACGUAUUUUC
Messenger RNA from Pterocles gutturalis (yellow-throated sandgrouse), 810 nucleotides. RefSeq names its product quinoid dihydropteridine reductase (gene QDPR). Gene Ontology annotation, molecular function: NADH binding; 6,7-dihydropteridine reductase activity; NADPH binding. The transcript is spliced from 5 exons. Lineage: Eukaryota; Metazoa; Chordata; Aves; Pterocliformes; Pteroclidae. The record is from RefSeq and is a predicted model, not a curated record. Gene Ontology annotation, cellular component: cytoplasm. The annotation marks the transcript as partial. Gene Ontology annotation, biological process: L-phenylalanine catabolic process; tetrahydrobiopterin biosynthetic process.